GCGAACUGCUUUGAAACUGCCACAACCGCUUUCCUUGAUGAAGACAACACCAAUUUCAUUUGCACUAUCAUCAAAUUCUUACACAAAAAUGAAGAACAUUCUACUCAUUAUUAUUUCACUCUCUGCUCUCUCUUCGUUCCCAAUAUCUUCUUCUACAGAUAGAUCACAACUACCCCUAUUUGCUUUCAGUUGGUGGGAUGAUAAGGGAACAUUUAGGGCUGGUGAGACUGCAAACAUUAAAGUUAAAGUACUUGAGAAUGGUGAUAAGAUUCACAAAAAUGAUUUCAACCCUAUACUUAAUGUGAAUGGAAAGGAAGGGAAUAGUUCCUAUGUAUCCACUGUUUUGUUGAAUUUCCAAGGAGAUUUUGAUAGUUGGAAGAUUUCUUUCACUCCUAUUAGGGUUGGAUUGUUCAAUGUGCUCAUUAAUGAGGAUCGUUAUAAAGUUUAUGAUUCAUCAUUGCAUUUCCAGGUUCAACCAGGGAACAUGUAUCCAUCCGUGUGUGUUGCAUCAUGGAAAGGAAUGAAAUUUGAAUUUCAAGCUGGUUCAAAAGCUACAAUUAUGGUGCUCCUUAAAGAUGCAUUUGGGAAUGGCAUAUCUAAAACAACUCAAGUGUCCUAUUUGCCUGAUUUUAAGUUGUCUAUGCUGAGUGAAAAUGGUUCUGUUGCAAGUCAGCCUGAUAUCUCCAACAUGGGAUGGGAUGAGUUUGAUUUUAUAGUUAUUGAGUUUGUAGUGACCAAAGCUGGAAACUUCUCUUUGCGCAUUGAAGGAGGAAAUCAAACCUUGAAUGGUUCUCCAUUACCAUUAAAAGUUAAUCCAGGAGUUAUAGAUGUCUCUAAAUGUGUUGCCAAAUGGAAAAUUGAACAUCAUGCAUGGCAAUUGUCUUCAAAAAUGGAAAUCUUUAUACAUCAGUUGGAUCAAUAUGGAAAUCUGGUUUCUGGACUAUAUCCAUUUGAUGCUGAAGUUGUCGAAAGAGACACAAAUUUGUCAAUACCAAUAGCAGAUCUUCAUUUUGAGGAAGUAGAUGCUGGAAUUCAGUUGUUUUCCUUUGGAAAUUGGGAACCAGGGAACUUCCUGUUAACAAUAUAUGAUUCCAAGCAUAAUAAAAGCAUUUCAAAUAUGCCAUAUGUUUAUACUGUUUUUGUAGGUUAUUGUGAUGGGGUCAAAAGUGUGGUCAAUGGAUCUGGUUUAAAUAAUUCAAUUGUUGGGAUAAGGGAAGAAUUCUCUGUUUAUUUGAAUGACAUGUAUCAAUAUCCUUCUCUUGUUGAAGCAGGCAUACUUCAAGUACAAAUCUUAAGAGAUAAUGACUCCUACAGUGUUUCGCCAAUCAUAUAUCCCAUGUUAAACAAUACUGGGAGUAGAGUGGACUCAGGAGUGAGAUAUGAUGGUAGCAGUCGCAUGGAAACCACCCUGUCACCAUCAAUAGAGAUAGGAAACAAUUCUAAUGUGAGUGGGAGCUCUGUAAUUACAAGUUCUUUUCAAGUGGAAUACACACCAGAGAAAAGUGGCUUUUAUGAUAUUAAUGUAUAUUGUGGAAACAUAUUAUUGAAUGAGGGUCAUUCCUUCAGAAAAGAGGUAAAAGCAGGUGAAGUAAAUAUCUCCUUGUCUAGUGUUGUGAGGUUUUCUUCGAAGGUACCAAAGCUGUCAAAAAAUGAAAUGGUUGUACAGCUUUUGGAUUCAUAUUUAAACCCUGUCCUCUCUCAGCAAUCAAGGUUGAAAUUGGAGAUUACUUCAAUUAAUAGUUCUGGGUUUUCAACUUGGGACACCAUGGAUAAUAAGGAUGGGUCAUACAGUUGCAGCUAUAUGGCUAAAGAUGUUGGUACUUAUGAGAUUUGUGCUUCUUUUGAUGGCAAGCAUUUCUUGCCAUGUCCCCUCAGUAUCAAUGUCUAUAGUAGUGAAUAUUUCCCCAAAGCCAAUGAUGAUGCAGUAUCUAUUUGGGAGGAUGAGUCCAUUGCCUUUGAUGCCUUGGCAAAUGAUUAUUUUGCGGGUGAUAAUGCAAGUAUAGUUGAAUUCUCAAAAUCAGAUCAUGGUUCACUUAUACAGAACGGAAGGAUCUUUCGCUACACUCCCUAUGAAGAUUAUUAUGGAAAUGAUACCUUUUGGUAUACAAUAUCUGAUAUAAAUGGAAAUCUUGCUACAGCUUCUGUGUACAUUUCUGUUCUCAACAUUCCACCUCAGUUUGCUUCUGUUCCAAGUCAACUGCAAGCAACAGAAGAUUUGAUAAGCCCUAGAUUUGGUGGUUUUUCGGGGUUUGAGAUAACAUAUUCAAAUUUAUUGGAGAAUAUUUCUGUCAAUCUGAGUGCACUAUCUGGAAGUAUAUUUCUGUCUCCAAUGUUGAUGCAAUUUGGAGGACCAAUGUGGAGUGAAAUUACAAUUAAUGCAGGAAAUGAAACAGCAACCAAUUUAAUACUAGAAGGCACUGUAGAAGUUAUUAACAUUGCGCUUCAGUCAAUUCAGUACCUUGGAAAUGAGAAUUUUUACGGUGCAGAUAUCAUUCAAGUCUCCGCAAAGAAUAAGAAUGGAAUAAAUUCAUUAGGUGUUCCAAUUUUUAUUGAUCCCAUCAACGAUCCUCCAUAUAUAAAAGUCCCUUACUUCAUCAUAUUGAGGAGUAAUGAAGAUGAGACCCUUAUCUUUGACAAAGAGAAAAACAAGUUUGACUUUUACAUUGGAGAUCCUGAUCUUCUUACCUUCCCUGGUGGUCAAGCUCAUUUUCUGGUGACGUUCUCUAUGGAAGUGAAUGGUGGAUUACUAGCAACAAAUCUUCCAUCUCAUUUGAUCAACACAACUGAACUGAAGCACAGGAACAAUUAUCAGUGGCAGCCUCUUCAAACAUAUGUAACUAUCUCAGAGCACUUUAUGGUCAAAGCCAGUGGAAUCAGAUUUCAAGGCACAGUCAAUGACUGUAAUUUUGUUAUGCAGCAACUCUAUUAUCAUGGAGGUGAACAUGGAGCUACAUUAACAUUGACAUUGAAUGAUAUGGGAAAUUAUGGGUGUUAUCCAGACUGUGAAGAGGGAAUGUCAAUGCCAUUAUAUACUGAGGCUAUGGUUAAUUUAAUGAGAAAGCAGCCAAUGGCACCAUUUCUUGCUCACACUUUAGGAUCAAUCAUUGUCAUUGAAUUUGUGAUCAUUUUCUCUCUUGGAUUGUUGCUUCUAUAUUUCACCUGUAAAUGUGCAAUUCUUCUCGUGCAUGAAAGAAGAAAGCAUGAGAAAAGGACUUCAGAGCCAUCUACUGAUCAAAGUUCUCAAGGAAAAACUUCAAGCAUGAACAUACCUGAGAAUGCUACUUAUUCUGGUGGUUGUUGUUUGAGCUCUUCCUUGCUUCGUUUUCGUAUGCAAUCCUUGAACUUUCGCCAACGGUCUCGUCCUCUAUUUGAAGUUGGAGAACCUAGCAAGGUAGUAAAUUCAUCAUCUCCUUUAACAACACUGCAUACAGUUAUGCCAACCUCUACCUCUCUUGCCUUUUCACAAAAAACAUAGUUUAAAUUAAAAUGGUUAAUCCGUUUUCAAUUGGUAAUAUAGAUGAUUGUAUUAAAGUGCAGUAUGGAUUCAAAUCUUCAGUUUUUGUCUUGUUAUGUUUGUAGUAUGGAUUGAAAUAUUCAAUUUUUGUCUUGUUAUGUUCAUAGUUUAAGAGACUGUAAAUAUGUUUUAUAUAAACAUUCGAGAAAACUUCAUUGUUAUGUCA
Messenger RNA from Cicer arietinum (chickpea), 3680 nucleotides. RefSeq names its product protein GAMETE EXPRESSED 2. Gene Ontology annotation, biological process: actin cytoskeleton organization; pollen sperm cell differentiation. Lineage: Eukaryota; Viridiplantae; Streptophyta; Magnoliopsida; Fabales; Fabaceae. Gene Ontology annotation, molecular function: actin filament binding. The record is from RefSeq and is a predicted model, not a curated record.